CAGUGGCUGCUGUAGAAAUGGGCAAGUUUAUGAAACCUGGGAAGGUGGUGCUGGUCCUGGCCGGAUGCUACUCCGGAUGCAAAGCGGUCAUCGUGAAGAACAUUGAUGAUGGCACUUCAGACCUCCUCUACAGCCAUGCUCUGGUGGCUGGAAUUGACCGCUAUCCCCGAAAAGUGACAGCUGCCAUGGGCAAGAAGAAAAUUGCUAAGAUGUCAAAGAUCAAAUCUUUCGUGAAAGUUUAUAACUACAAUCACUUCAUGCCCACAAGGUACUCUGUGGAUAUCCCCUUGGACAAAACUGUUGUCAACAAAGAUGUCUUGAGAGACCCUGCUCUGAAACGCAAGGCCCGAUGGGAGGCCAAGGUCAAGUUCUAAGAGAGGUAUAAGACCGGCAAGAACAAAUGGUUCUUCCAGAAGCUGCGGUUUUAGAUCUUUCUCGCUUCAGUCAUUAAAAGUCAAAAA
Molecule: messenger RNA, 461 nt
Organism: Rhinolophus ferrumequinum (greater horseshoe bat)
Lineage: Eukaryota; Metazoa; Chordata; Mammalia; Chiroptera; Rhinolophidae
Product: 60S ribosomal protein L27-like
Exons: 1
Coding region: 18-374 (118 amino acids)
Biological process (GO): translation
Cellular component (GO): cytosolic large ribosomal subunit; ribosome
Molecular function (GO): structural constituent of ribosome
Source: RefSeq, a predicted model, not a curated record